Molecule: messenger RNA, 5905 nt
Organism: Cyprinus carpio (common carp)
Lineage: Eukaryota; Metazoa; Chordata; Actinopteri; Cypriniformes; Cyprinidae
Product: formin-like protein 2
Exons: 26
Biological process (GO): regulation of cell shape; cell migration; cortical actin cytoskeleton organization
Cellular component (GO): cytosol
Molecular function (GO): small GTPase binding; actin filament binding
Source: RefSeq, a predicted model, not a curated record
UUUGGCACUCCCCAGCGGGGGAUUGGUGCUGAAAGGCUUCAUUGUGUCGCGGAUUGAAUGGGGGAGUUUGCGUUUUGUUGAAGUCCGUCUGUUAUCGUCCACACAGCGCGGAUUAACUGGUCUGCCCGAGUCCGAGCCAUGCGCGUUAUCAUGCCGCAAACCUCCAGCGGUGCAUUUAUUGUGCAUGAUACAGAUAAAUGCGCCCAGCUUCAGAGCCGCUGCCGCUGAGUGAAGGAUGCUCAACAGCUCCUAGAAAUGAACGGAGGGCCCGACAGAUACGGAUUAACAAUGUAGGGAUGCUAUUCAUCUGAUACAGAGCUCUGCGGGUUUGCAUCAUCGAUGGAGAGGGUGUCUGGUCACCUAUAAAAAGCCUGCACUAUCUUUUUUGGUUGCUUUAUUCUUGAUUACACUUUGGUGCCGAAGACGUUUUUCCAAAGGAUUUACCCUCGCUGGGCAUCAGACAAAAAACAUGGGGAACGCAGAAAGUAUGGAUGCUCAGCUCACAGAUUUCAGGGCGAGGGGCAGCAAACCCCCUAAACUGCCCAUGCCGGACCCGGCCGAGCUUGAGGAGAGAUUUGCUAUCGCACUGAACUCUAUGAACCUUCCUCCAGAUAAAGUGAGGCUCCUUAGACAGUAUGACAAUGAAAAAAAAUGGGAGCUGAUAUGUGAUCAGGAACGAUUCCAAGUGAAGAAUCCUCCCCAUACGUACAUCCAGAAGCUCAGAAGCUUUCUGGACCCUGCCGUCACCAGGAAGAAAUUUAGAAGGCGAGUUCAAGAGUCAACUCAGGUGCUCAGAGAGCUGGAGAUAUCUCUUAGGACCAAUCACAUCGGGUGGGUGAGAGAGUUUCUCAAUGAGGAAAAUAAAGGGCUUGAUGUUCUUGUGGAGUACCUGUCUUUUGCCCAGUAUGCUGUCACGUUUGAUGGAGAUGUAUCAGAGAGCACCACAGGUGAGACUUCUGUAGAGACCCCUUGGAGCAGGUCUAUAGAAGAUCUCCAUGGCGACAGCAAUCUACCAUCACCGGUCAGCGGCUGCAGCAUACCACGAUCCACACGGCACUCCAUUAGGUCUAAUACUUUGCCCAGUCGCAGAACUCUGAAGAAUUCACGUCUGGUGUGUAAAAAAGAUGACGUUCAUGUCUGCAUCAUGUGUCUCAGAGCUAUUAUGAACUACCAGUAUGGCUUCAACAUGGUUAUGUCCCAUCCCCAUGCUGUAAAUGAAAUUGCUCUGAGCCUUAACAACAAAAACCCCAGGACCAAAGCCCUGGUUUUGGAGCUGUUGGCUGCUGUGUGUUUGGUCAGAGGAGGACACGAGAUCAUCCUUGCUGCUUUUGACCAUUUCAAAGAGGUCUGUUCAGAAUCCCAAAGGUUUGAGAAAUUGAUGGAACACUUCAAAAAUGAAGACAACAAUAUUGAUUUCAUGGUGGCGUGCAUGCAGUUCAUCAAUAUUGUGGUGCACUCAGUAGAGGACAUGAACUUCAGAGUUCAUCUCCAGUAUGACUUCACUAAGCUCGCUUUGGAUGACUAUCUGGAGAGGCUGAAGCACACUGAAAGUGAUAAACUCAAAGUGCAAAUCCAGGCUUACUUGGAUAACCUGUUUGACGUGGGGACGCUUCUAGAGGACGCAGAGACCAAAAACGCUGCCCUGGAACGUGUGGAGGAACUGGAAGAGAAUCUCUCCCAUAUGUCCGACAAACUUUUAGAAACAGAGAAUGAGGCCAUGUCUAAAAUCGUGGAACUUGAUAAACAAUAAAAAAAAAAUAAAAAACUCGAAAUUACCCAGGCUGUGUACCGGGACGCCAGCUCGCAAGUUCACACACUUCGCCGGAUAGUUCGUGAGAAGGAUGAGACCAUUCAGAGGCAGUCCACUCUGGAGAAGAAGAUCCAUGAGCUUGAGCGCAGAGGCAGUCUCCAGAUCCAGGUGAGGGGUGAGGGAGAUGGGGAAGGAGACGUGUCUCCACUGCCGUCACCUCCUCAGCCCAUGGCUCUUUCCCCCAACCCUGAUGCCAUGGCUCUGGCCGGAGCCUGUGCUGGGGCAGCGUACAGCUCUGGCAGCACGUCCCAGACCGGCACUCUUCGAGCAAUGGUCACACCACCUCCUCCUCCUCCUCCACCACCUCCAGUGGCAAGUUCCUCUGUUCCCAACGGGACAUCGCAGGCACUCGCUGCUCCACCACUGCCGCCGCCUCCUCCACCACCUCCUCCUCCUCCCCCACCUCCACCUCCUGGGCACUCUAUUGAGAUCUCUGCUCCUUUGCCCCCACCUCCUCCUCCUUGUGCUCCUCCUCUUCCAGGAAGCGGCACGCCAACUGUCAUAUUCAACUCUGGCUUGACAGCUGUGAAAAUUAAAAAGCCAAUCAAAACCAAGUUCCGCAUGCCAGUGUUCAAUUGGGUGGCUCUGAAACCAAAUCAGAUCAAUGGCACCGUCUUCAAUGAAAUCGAUGACGAGAGGAUCUUGGAGGAUUUAAAUGUAGAUGAGUUUGAAGAAAUGUUCAAGACCAAAGCCCAGGGCCCUGCCGUCGACAUGACGAUGCAAAAGCAGAAGGCUCCUCAGAAGGGUCCCAAUAAAGUAUCACUACUGGAGGCCAACAGGGCCAAAAACCUUGCCAUCACACUCCGCAAGGCAGGGAAGAGCCCAGAGGAGAUCUGCAAAGCAAUCCAGACGUUUGACCUACGUACAGUGCCUGUGGAUUUUGCGGAGUGUUUGAUGCGGUUCAUGCCAACUGAAAGUGAGGUGAAGAUGCUCCGCCAGUAUGAGCGGGAACGACGGCCAAUGGACGGGCUCACUGAUGAGGACCGGUUCAUGAUGCUCUUCAGUAAGAUUGAAAGACUGCCACAGCGGAUGACCAUCAUGGCCUUCAUGGGCAACUUUAGCGAUAGCCUGCAGAUGCUCACACCGCAACUGCAUGCUAUUAUAGCAGCAUCCGUAUCCAUAAAAUCAUCACAGAAAUUAAAGAAAAUCCUUGAGAUCAUUUUGGCCCUUGGGAACUACAUGAACAGUAGUAAGAGAGGAGCCGUUUAUGGCUUCAAACUUCAGAGUUUGGAUUUGCUGUUGGAGACCAAGUCCACAGACAGGAAGCAGACACUUUUGCACUACAUAGCCAAUGUGGUGAAGGAGAAAUAUCCUGUUGUAUGCGUUUUUUACAAUGAGCUGCACUACAUUGAGAAAGCUGCUGCAGUCUCACUGGAGAAUGUUCUCCUGGAUGUGAAGGAGCUACAGAGAGGUAUGGAUCUGACCAGAAGAGAGUGCAGCAUGCAUGGCCACAACUCCCUGCUCAAAGACUUCAUCCAUCACCACGAGGCCAAACUGAAGAAGCUCCUGGAUGAUGCUAGGAUUGCACAGGAUGCCUUUGACGAUGUUGUCAAAUUCUUCGGGGAGAGCCCCAAGACCAUGCCACCUUCUGUGUUCUUCCCCGUGUUUGUUCGCUUCAUCAAGUCCUAUAGGCAAGCGGAUGAAGAGAACGAGCAGAAGAAGAGGCAAGAGCAGCUGAUGAUGGAGAAACUUCUGGAACAGGAGGCCAUGAUGGAGGAGCACGAGAAUCAACAGUCACCAUCUCACAAGGGCAAGCGGCAGCAGCAGGGGCUAAUUGCUGAGUUAAGGAAGAGACAAGGCAAAGAUAGCCGCCACGUUUAUGAAGGCAAAGAUGGAGCCAUUGAGGACAUCAUUACGGACCUGCGCAGUCAACCCUUCCGACGGGCCGAUGCCCUGAGGAGGAGUGGGAGAAGGAACUUAGAGGUACAGCACCUUCAGCUACGCAACAUGGAGAUCACCACCUGCUAACCAAGCUUUAUCAACUUUUAAGGACAGAAGGUGGGCCAGUGAUGCUACUGGAAAAAAAGAACAAAAAAUAGCACACUUAGAACAACGGAAAGAUGGAUAAAUGUGACAUUGAACACUUCUGUUUACCUGGGAUCUGGCAUCUCAAUUUAAUGGACUGUUUUAAAGAAAGCAAGAUGAAGAAAACAUGAAGUAUAGAGUGUUGUAGGGUGACCAUAUUUUAGUUUUCAAAAAAAGAGGACAGUGGGGGCAGUAUGUAAUUUCCAUUCCUAAAAUACAUAUUUUACAGUCACAUUGAUUUUAAACACAGCUAAAAGGCUUCCUACCAGUGGUCAUCCUUCACAAAACUUAACUUUUACCACUGUUUUAUCAUAUGUAGAAUGCAAAAUGUUUUGAAACAAUUGAACAAUAUGAGCAUUUCAGUCAAAUGUAAUUUAUGCAGUAUUUCAAACCUUUAACCCACGGGAGAAAAUCAACCCACCGCAACAGUUUAUAAUCAGCCCGAUUCGAUUUGACAACCCUGCAUCCAACACAAGCUACAUCCAAAGUGAUUUAAAUACUCUGCAUAUUGAUAGCGGCUCCUUGAUGUGUGAAAAUUAUAUUCGAUAUUAGAAUGUUUGCGGGAGCAGGCUGUAAUAGUCCGAAAUUGGGAGCGUGAUUAAGAAAACAGUCCCGUGCAGGGCUUUUAAUACAAAACUGCACACAAUGAAUGGCGACUGUAGAAAGCAAAAGCCGAAUCCCAGACAUUUCUGGCGAUUUUGAAAUCCUGGCUGGACACACAUUUUUUUUUAGGUCCAAAAAGAGGACAUGUCCUGGGAAAAGAGGAUGUAUGGUCACCCUAGUGUUGGAUGCAAUAUGUUGGCCUAUACAGUCAAAUGUGGAUUCUACAAAUGGACACUAGGAAAAAGAAUGUGGUUUUUAUGGGUAACUCUAUUCAGUUUUGUGACAUUGUGUAUAAUGUACAAGACAGAGCAGAAAUGCCAAAGGAAGUCCUUGGAUAGGCCCACUUUUCAUUUUCAUUGUCAUUUAACCUCCGGUUCUAAAACUCCGAACUGAGCAGCUUUUUCUGAGGGGAAGAUUUGCAAGAUGCACUUUUAAUUUUUCUAUUUUUAAAUUUGAUCACCUUAAAACUGAAUUUUUGAUUAAAAAACACAGAUGAAGUGCGAGAGAGAGAUUCGAUCUUAAGCUGGACUUGAUACUGUAAAGCUAUUGAGGAUUACUCUUCUUUAGCGGACUGGAAAAUAAUGUUGAGAAAAUGUUUACUACCAAGCAUUCACAACCAGUGUGACAUUCUAUGUACAAUACAUCUCAUUUUAAUCACAGACUUGCUCUCCUACUGGUUUUAUCUCAUGUGACAUUUGUGAGCUGUGGAAAAGAGUUUGCUGUUUUUUUAAAAAGAAGACAAUUCAUUGGACAAAAAAAAAAAAAGUCUUUUUUUUAAAUGUACAGAUAUUUUGCUACAAAAUUGAGCAUCUUAUUUUUUACAUUGUUCAUCCAUUGUGGUGCUGUACAUAUUGUUGAAACAAACCAACUUGUCCUGCAAUAUCACUGGAAUGUUAUUAACUUUUAUGUUGUUUAGUAUGACAGUAUUAUUUAAUCUGAUGGUGAAGACAGUGAAUCAACUUACUCUGUGACCUAAAUUGCUCUCUCAUCACUAUUGUUGCAUAUGGUAAAUGUCUGUGAUUGCACGUAACACUUGAAAGCUUGAACAGACACUAGUGGCACAUAUAACUUUUUUCUACUUUGAUCUCUUUAACUGGAAUCAGUGGUUGUGUGCAAAUAAAGCAAUGACACCAGCACCAUUAAAAACAGUGAUUCUUUUGUUUGUUAUGAUAAAUGUGAUGCUGGAGCUACUUGAAAAUAAAAGUGGUGUGGGCACCUAAUGCUGCCACAAGGUGGUAGCAACCCCUUGUGUUCAAGGAUCUUUGGCCCCAGGUCCAUGGAACAGGCAUUUAUACUAAUAACUUGGAAAGAUUACAGUUACUAAUUGAUUUAAACUAAUUCUAAUUAUUUUAUUAAAACUAUUUAAUUCAAACUAUUCUUUUAAAAAUGUGCCUGUUUCUGUGAAAACACUAUUGCUGUGAUCUGCAAUACUAAAAAUGACAUGAAAAUAAUGGACAAAAUGACUAA